GUGAAAUGCUGAUUCAUUUUCUUUGAAUCGUGUGCACGGUUUUCACAAGUUUUUUCCACGUUGUCAGAAAUUUGGCAAAUAUUAUAUGGUAGUUAGGUUUUCUUAAUCUACACCAUUUAAAUAAAAUAAAAUAUGGAACAAGCGCCGAAAGAAUCAGUUAAUUCCGUACAAGUUUUCGGUAGGAAAAAAACAGCUACAGCUGUUGCUUAUUGUAAAAAUGGAAAUGGUCUAUUAAAAGUGAAUGGAAGACCUCUUGAUUUAUUAGAACCUCAAAUUCUAAAAUAUAAGCUUUUGGAGCCUAUUCUCCUAUUAGGUAAAGAACGAUUUGCUGGUGUUGACAUACGAGUUAGAGUGAAGGGUGGUGGUCAUAUAUCACAAAUUUAUGCUAUUCGUCAAGCUAUUUCUAAAGCUUUGAUUGCUUAUUAUCAGAAAUAUGUAGAUGAAGCUUCCAAAAAGGAAAUCAAAGACAUUUUAAUUCAAUAUGAUAGGUCCUUGUUGGUUGCUGAUCCAAGGCGAUGCGAACCCAAAAAGUUUGGUGGACCUGGUGCUCGUGCUCGUUACCAGAAAUCCUAUCGUUAAUUCUUUUUUUGUCUGUAUUAAAAUAAAACUGCUUUGAACAGUUCA
Molecule: messenger RNA, 624 nt
Organism: Argiope bruennichi
Lineage: Eukaryota; Metazoa; Arthropoda; Arachnida; Araneae; Araneidae
Product: 40S ribosomal protein S16-like
Exons: 5
Coding region: 133-579 (148 amino acids)
Biological process (GO): translation; maturation of SSU-rRNA from tricistronic rRNA transcript (SSU-rRNA, 5.8S rRNA, LSU-rRNA)
Cellular component (GO): cytosolic small ribosomal subunit; ribosome
Molecular function (GO): structural constituent of ribosome; RNA binding
Source: RefSeq, a predicted model, not a curated record